This is a messenger RNA of Nicotiana tabacum (common tobacco), 1101 nucleotides long. The record is from RefSeq and is a predicted model, not a curated record. NCBI's taxonomy places the organism in Eukaryota, Viridiplantae, Streptophyta, Magnoliopsida, Solanales, Solanaceae.
AUGAAGCUCAAUCCCGAGAAAUGCACCUUUGGAGUAGGUUCGGGCAAAUUCCUGGGCUUCAUGGUCUCAAACAGGGGGAUCGAAAUCAAUCCCGACAAAAUAAAGUCCAUCGAAGAGAUUACAGUGGUAAACAACGUAAAAGCCGUUCAACGGCUGACAGGGCGGAUCACGGCCUUGGGCAGAUUCAUAUCGAGAUCGUCGGACAAAAGCCACCAUUUCUUCACCCUGCUGAAAAGAAAGAACAACUUCGAAUGGACUCCAGAAUGCCAACAGGCUUUGGAAGAACUAAAACGGUACCUGUCUAUCCCACCUUUACUGCACACGCCCAAGAGGGAUGAAACGAUAUACCUAUACCUAGCCGAGAUAGUGGUAAGCAGCGUAUUGGUUCGAGAAGAGAAAGGUCGAUUGGCCAAGUGGGCCAUCGAACUCGGAGGGUAUGACAUCAAGUAUCAACCUCGGACGACCAUCGAGUCCCAAAUCUUGGCGGAUUUCGUGGACGACUUCUCACCAACCCUCGUACCCGAGGUAGAGAAGGAGCUUUUAUUAAAAUCAGGCACAUCUUUUGGGAUAUGGACCCUGUUCACAGAGGGUUCCACAAACGUAAGAGGAUUCGGACUCUGUAUAGUCCUAAAGUCGCCCGUCGGCGGCAUAAUCAGGCAAUCCAUAAAAACCACAAAACUGACUAACAAUAAAGCCGAGUAUAAGGCUAUGAUUGUAGGUUUAGAGUUGGCCAAAAGUUUGAGAGCCGAGACUGUCGAGGCGAAAUGCGACUCGCUCCUCGUGGUAAGCCAAGUAAAUGGAAGCUAUGAAGCCCGAGAAGACAGGAUGCAAAGGUAUUUGGACAAAAUCCAAAUUGCAUUACGCCACUUCGAAGAAUGGACCCAUGUGCCUCGAGAGCAAAAUUGCGAGGCCGAUGCCCUAGAAAACCUAGCAUCUUCCGCUGAAGAAGAAGACCUACUCCCCGGAAUCAUUGUCCAACUAUUCAAAUCUGUGGUAGAGGAAGGUCACGCAGAAAUUAACUCCACCAGCCUGACAUGGGAUUGGAGAAACAAAUACAUCGUUUAUCUGAAGGACGGAAAGUUACCCACGGAUCCAAAAUAA